This is a messenger RNA of Sipha flava (yellow sugarcane aphid), 1801 nucleotides long. Its product is annotated as putative fatty acyl-CoA reductase CG5065. NCBI's taxonomy places the organism in Eukaryota, Metazoa, Arthropoda, Insecta, Hemiptera, Aphididae. Bases 151 to 1689 code for a protein of 512 amino acids. Gene Ontology annotation, cellular component: peroxisome. Gene Ontology annotation, molecular function: alcohol-forming very long-chain fatty acyl-CoA reductase (NADP+) activity. Gene Ontology annotation, biological process: long-chain fatty-acyl-CoA metabolic process. The transcript is spliced from 9 exons. The record is from RefSeq and is a predicted model, not a curated record.
GACACAAUAGAUUGUUGAAAAAUUACAUUGUGCCCGAGUAGUUAUAAUAUUGAUACCGCAUUACCAUUAUUGCACUGCUUUCAGACAGUAAUAGUUUGAAGAAACUAUUUUGUUGACGCUGCUGUUGUUCGAUACAAUAAAGUUUAGAAAAUGAGUACCAUAGUGGAGUUCUUUAAGGGACGAAAUGUCUUUGUAACCGGUGCAACAGGAUUUAUGGGCAAAGUUUUAAUUGAAAAACUAGUACGGUCAUGUCCAGACAUUGGUAAAAUUUGCAUAUUGGUGAGACAAAAAAAAGGAAAGGAUACAGAUGCAAGAAUUAAAGAAAUCUUGAACGCUAAAUUAUUUGAUACGAUAAAAGAACAGAGACCUGGAUUGAUGGAAGAAAAACUAUUUCCCAUAUUAGGCGACAUGACUGAAUUACGGCUCGGAUUAUCGGAUAUUGAUUAUAAUUUUUUAGUUGAAAAUGUAUCGGUCGUGUUUCAUGUUGCUGCUAGUGUCCGGUUUGACGAACCAAUAAGAGACGCAACUUUAAUGAAUGUAAGGGGAACGCGUGAAGUUGUACAGUUGUCUAAGCAAAUGAAAAACUUAAAAGUAUUUCUACACGUAUCAACUGCCUAUUGUAAUUGUAUAAGAGAACAUAUCGAAGAAAAAAUUUAUGAAGCUCCUUUUGGAUGGAGAGAAGCGAUUUCGAUUGCAGAAAAUAUUGACUCCACUAUGAGCAGUAUUUUAACAAAAAAGUUAUUAGGAAAAUAUCCAAAUACUUACACACUGACAAAAUUACUAGCCGAACAAAUAAUUAACGAAGAAGCGAAAAAUAUGCCGAUGGUAAUAUUCAGACCAACAAUUGUUAUAUCAACGAUCAAUGAUCCUAUUAAAGGAUGGAUUGACAAUUUUAAUGGGCCAAUUGGACUUAUGGUAGCUGUGGGUAAAGGAGUCGUUCGAGUUGCAUAUAGUGAUAAAAUGCUUAUUGCCGAUUAUAUACCUGUUGACAUUUCCAUAAAAUCAAUGAUUGUAGCAGCUUGGCAUCGGUCACAAUCAAAUUUGCCGGAGGAUAAUCCGAUUCCUAUCUACAACAGUGCAUCAUCAUCAACGAAAACCGCGACGAAUGUAGAAAUAUUGGAUUUUGGUAUGAAAAUUAUUAAAAAAUACCCGUUCGAAGAAAUGUUAUGGCUUCCAGGUGUUAUUUACACAACAUGUAUUUACUACUAUUAUUUAACGACUAUAAUCAAGCAAGUCUUGCCAGCUAUUUUUUUAGAUAUGAUUUUGUAUAUCAUUGGAAAGCCACCUAAACGUUUGCUACUCUUACAACAAAAAAUCUAUGUAAUCCAGAUAGCUCUAUCUUACUUUACUACGAAAACAUGGAAGUUUGAAAACAAAAACUUUUUGGGAUUAAUUGAUAAAAUUCCAGAUAUUGACCGUAAAGAAUUUGAUUACGAUUUUAAAGAUUUAGACGUUUUCAAGUUUUUCGAAGAUGCAACCAUUGGCUCACAGAAAUAUCUGUUUAAUGUAGAUAUGAAAAGACUUCCAAUUGCAAGACGUGUAUAUAGAAGAUUUGUAUGGCUGGAUAAAGUGUUUACAGUAAUCGGCUACUCAAUAUUUGCAUUGUUAUUAGUACAUUUGUUAAUACAAUUCAAUAUAAUACCAAGCACAUUGGUACACAGCAUGGGUUGUUGUUUAAAAUGGAUUUAAUGAAAACCAAUUCUAAGCAUUACGAGUAUUUACUUGUGGGGAAAUGUCACUUUUUUAUUAAUACAGCAAACUAUUUUGUAUAAUUAUAUUAUAAGUAAAUUUGGUUUUUUUU